AUGACGACGGAGCGACGCCACCACCGUAUCGAACAGCUCGGCCGCCUUCCUCCAGGCCCCCGCCCGCUCCCGCUCGUCGGCAACAUCUUCCAGCUGGGCUGGUCUCCGCACAAGUCAUUGGCCCACCACGCCCGAGCCCACGGCCCAAUCAUGACCCUCUACCUCGGCUCCAUGUGCACCGUCGUGAUCUCGUCCAAACAAGCCGCCCGCACCAUGUUCAAGAGCUACGACGUCGUGCUGGCCGGACGGAAGAUCUACGAGUCCAUGAAGGGGCCCAAGAGCCGCGACGGCUCCAUCAUCACGGCCCAGUACGGACCCCACUGGCGCAUGCUCCGCCGCCUCUGCACCGUGGAGUUCUUCGUCGGCCACCGGCUCGACGCCACCCAGCCCGUCCGGAGCCGGUGCGUGGAGCGGAUGAUCCGGUUCAUCGACGAGGCCCGGGCCCACGAGCCAGCUGUGGACCUGGGCCGGUUCAUUUUCCUGAUGGCGUUUAACCUAAUAGGGAACCUCAUGUUCUCGAGGGACUUGCUGGACCCCAAGUCCGAGAGAGGGGCGCGGUUCUUCCACCACGCCGGGAAAGUGAUGGAGUUCGCCGGGAAGCCCAACGUGGCGGAUUUCUUCCCGGUUCUGAGCCCGUUCGACCCGCAAAGGAUCCGGAGGAACACCCAGUUCCACGUGGAGCGCGCGUUCGAGAUUGCCGGGGAGUUUAUCGAGGAGAGGACACGUGGAGAUCAUAGUGGCGGCAGCGACGUGGACGACGAGAAGGGGAAGGAUUUUUUAGACGUGUUGCUGGAUUUCCGCGGGGAAGGAGUUGACGAGCCGGCCAAGUUUUCUUCUAGGAUGGUCAACGUCAUUUGUAAGGAGAUGUUUACGGCAGGUACAGACACAACUACGAGCACAUUGGAAUGGGCCAUGGCGGAGCUCCUCCACAACCCAGAAAAGCUACACAAGGCCCAAUCCGAGCUAAGGGCCGUCGUCGGCCCAAGCCAGAAACUUAAAGAACAAGACACCCCUAAUCUACCGUACCUUAAAGCCAUCAUCAGCGAAACGUUGAGGCUCCAUCCACCAUUGCCCUUCCUCGUCCCGCACAUGGCCAUGCAGCCAUGCAAGAUGCUAGGGUACUACAUCCCCAAAGAGACCCAAAUCCUAGUGAACGUUUGGGCCAUUGGCCGAGACCCGACCACGUGGCCCGACCCACAUGAGUUCAAACCCGAGAGGUUCUUGGACUCCGAUGCAGUUGAUUACAAAGGCCAAAAUUUUGAGUUCAUACCGUUUGGAUCGGGGAGGAGGAUGUGCCCGGCUGUGCCGCUUGUUUUUCGAGCUUUGCCCUUGGUGUUGGGCUCAUUGUUGCAUGAGUUUGAUUGGGCUUUGCCUGAUGGGCUUAAGCCCCACGAUUUGGAUAUGAGCGAAAGGAUGGGGAUUACCCUUAGGAAAGCUGUUCCAUUGAAAGUGAUACCGAGUAGGAACAUCAUGAUCUCGCCACAUCACUACUGGUCAACGCUAUGGCCAGCUAACAUCCUCUUGCUUCUCACCCUGCCGGCGCUACUCCUCCUCCUCACCCGCCGCCGCCGCCCCAACCUCCGCCACCCUCCCGGCCCGCCGGGGUGGCCGGUGAUCGGCAACAUCCUCGACCUCGGCGCCAUGCCCCACCGCUCCCUCACCGCCAUGCGCGACGCCCACGGCGACGUGGUCCGCCUACGGCUCGGCUACUCCAAGAGCGCCGUCGCCAUCCUCUCCACCUCCGCCGCCGCCGACUUCUUCAAGAACCACGACCUCGACUUCGCCGACCGGACCGUCACCCAGAUCAUGAAAGUCCACGGCUACGACCGCGGGUCCGUCGCCCUCGCCCCCUACGGCCCGUACUGGCGCGUCCUCCGCAGGCUCGUCACCGUCGACAUGCUCGUCGCCAAGCGGAUCAACGCCAGCUACCCCGUCCGCCGCAAGUGCGUCGACGACAUGAUCCGGUGGAUCGGCGACGAGUCCGGGUCCGAGAUCCAGCCAGCGCGUGAGAUCCACUUGGCCCGACUCGUGUUCCUGACCACGUUCAACCUGCUGGGCAACCUGCUCAUGUCCAAGGACCUGGUGGGCUCGGACUCGAACGAUGCGGACACGUUCUUCGAGGCGAUGAUGAAGCUGAUGGAGUGGAGCGGGCACGCCAACGUGGCCGAUGUGUUCCCCUGGCUGCGAUGGCUUGACCCUCAGGGCUUGAGGAAGAAGAUGGACCGGGACCUUGGGAUCGCGCUAGGGGUUGCUUCCAAGUUCGUCAGGGAGAGGAUCACCGAAGAAGGAGACAACAAGGAGAAGGAAGGCGACAAGAAGGACUUCCUCGAUGUGAUGCUCGAGUUCCGAGGCAACGGGAAGGACGAGCCCGACCGAUUUACCGAGCACCAGAUCAACAUUUUCAUCUUGGAGAUUUUCUUGGCGGGAUCGGAGACGAGCAGCAGCACGAUCGAGUGGGCAAUGACGGAGCUCCUCCGCCACCCGGAGUCGAUGUCCAAACUGAAGUCCGAGCUGGACAAAGUGGUGGGACCCGACCGGAAAGUGGAGGAGUCCGACAUCGACGACCUCCCGUUCCUCCAAUCCGUCAUCAAGGAGACCUUCCGCCUCCACCCGCCGCUCCCCCUGCUGGUGCCGCGGCGCGUGGAGGAGGACGCGGUCUACAUGGGCUACCACGUGCCCAAGGGGACGCAGGUCCUGGUCAACGCGUGGGCGAUCGGACGGGACGCGGAGGCCUGGGGGGACGACGCGUGGGGGUUCAAGCCGGAGCGGUUUUUGGGCUCCAAGGUGGACUUCAGGGGCCAGCAUCACCAGCUGAUCCCGUUCGGAGCCGGGCGCCGGGUCUGCGCCGGGUUGCUGCUGGCCCAUCGGAUGGUCCACCUGGUGUUGGGGACGUUGGUUCAUGAAUUCAACUGGGAGCUUACCGUUGACCCCAAGGAUCUUAACAUGGAUGAUCGGUUGGGGGUGACCAUGAGGAGAUUUGAGCCGUUGAUGGCCGUCGCAAGAGAAGUCAGGGGGUGAACUGAUGAUAAUGUUCGUACGUGCAUGGUGACGUCCCACUUUGACCUUUGGAUGAAAUAGGAGCAAAAUGUGUUUUGGUUUUUCUCUUCCUUGAAUAAUUAAUGACAUAGUCACACUAUAAGUAUUCAUUGUUUUGUUCUACGUAUAUUAUGUGCAACUUUAAGAAACAUGC
This is a messenger RNA of Linum tenue, 3190 nucleotides long. The record is from the annotation of a GenBank genome assembly. Lineage: Eukaryota; Viridiplantae; Streptophyta; Magnoliopsida; Malpighiales; Linaceae.